Messenger RNA from Cuscuta campestris, 863 nucleotides. The record is from the annotation of a GenBank genome assembly. NCBI's taxonomy places the organism in Eukaryota, Viridiplantae, Streptophyta, Magnoliopsida, Solanales, Convolvulaceae.
GUAGGUAAAUUGAAUCUAUAUUUGCUGUACAAAUUUCGGCUGAGGAUACUUCCCUUUUUCUCAAAGGUCAGGUUUCAGGGCUUAUAUAUAUCACAAUUGUGGCAAGAGUAUCUCACAUUCUCACAAUAUGGAAGGAACUUCUCGAACCUUUCCUUACACCAUAAAAUUUAUUGGUCUACUUGGUAGUCAUGCUCUUGGUAAAAAUCCAAGGUUCAUGGCUACCGCAGUAGAUUUAGGAAGGGAAUUGGUAAGGAGAAAAAUAAGGCUUACAUAUGGAGGAGGCAACGUUGGCCUUCAAGGAGCUGUUGCUUCAACGGUCUAUAACAAUGGUGGUAUAGUUAGAGGCUUCAUUCCAGGGUACAUAGCAGCACGACAGGUGUACGGACCUACGUAUGGUGCAGAAUACACAGUUUCCAGCAACUACUAUAAGUACUUCGAGAUGAAUCACAUUGUGGAAGCCUUUAUCGUACUUCCUGGAGGGAUUGACACUAUGGAAGGUCUGUUCACUUUGAUCUCAUGGGCAUCCGAAGGAUUGCACAGUAAACCCAUUGGUCUUUUGAACAUUGAUGGUUAUUUCAAUAACCUAAUUAAGUUUCUAGAUGAUGCGGUGAGGCAGAACUUCAUGGCUUUGAAUCAGAGGAAGCUUUUUAUUUCUUCUUUCUUUAUUGAUGAACUUUUAGACAAGCUAGCGUUUGCUAAAGCUUUUCCGGGUCCUGGGGCUAAUUAUGACGAGUUUGUAAAUCCCGGGGAAUUAGAUUUAGAAUUGCAUUUGUAAUAUUACUUUAUGUAAUUUCAGUUGAAUUUAUGUUGGAAUAAUAUUGUCUAUGAACAUUAUGAGUUAACCAUAAAUAUUAUUCUAAGAU